AUGGGUUGUGAUUAUUCAAAAGAAGUUAAAAAGGAUUUCACAUCUAGAAUAAAACAAAUUCAAAAUAAAAUUGCAGCCCUCGUUAAACGAAAGUCCCAGCUCGAGGAGCUGCUUCACGAAAUGGGGACUCCAAAAGAACCCAGCAUCACAGAAGAUGAUAUUAGAUCCGAACUUAAUCGUCGACUCGAAAGGCUUGAAGAAAUGAUAAAAGAAAUCCAUAAAUUAAAUAAGCUUGGCAACAGUGAUACGUUUACGCCCAGCAAUUUUCGAAGCUAUAAUUCUGUGAAGAUUGAAGAAUCUGUUUAAAUUAAAGAUGUGCAUUUAAAGUCCUCAUUCCGGAGUGCAAUCCAUUUCAUAGCGUUGUGUGGUUGGCUCCCUCAAGGCUUCAAGGCUAAAUAUACCCUUGAGCAGCUCUUUGCAACAAAAACCACGUCCGGUAUGCAUAAGCAUACCCGCCACAAGGUAGAUGGUCUCUCGUCACAAGCCAUUUUACAUAUAUGAAGAAUCUGUUAAGUUUGAGAAAAAGGAAGAGUCAUUUGAAGAAGAUAGUGAACAGAGUGAGGAAAAAGAAGAAUCUGAUAUAAAAGAGGAAGCAAGCCAGAAAAAAACGCAUGUUGUGUUUAAUGUGGCUGCUAUUAUUGAGGAUCCGUCUAUCAAAGCGAUCAUUGAGAAAAAAAGAAAGAUGCUGGAGGGUAAAAAUAAGGCUGCUAAUGAGUCGCUGAGUACGGAGCUAAAAGAAACUGGAAGUUUAGUUGAUAAUCAAAGUGUAGUAUAA
Molecule: messenger RNA, 775 nt
Organism: Blepharisma stoltei
Lineage: Eukaryota; Ciliophora; Heterotrichea; Heterotrichida; Blepharismidae
Source: the annotation of a GenBank genome assembly